Molecule: messenger RNA, 462 nt
Organism: Vicia faba (fava bean)
Lineage: Eukaryota; Viridiplantae; Streptophyta; Magnoliopsida; Fabales; Fabaceae
Source: the annotation of a GenBank genome assembly
AUGCAUAAGAAAAAUAUAGAGGUAGUGCAAGGUGUUGAUGUCUAUCCUGUUGUGCAACAAAUGCUUAUUCAUCAAUGGAAAGUGCUUAAGGAUGAAACAACUACUGCUUCAUCUGCAACCUCAAAUGCUGCUAGUUUUGUGCCACCCCCUUCGUCAACACCUCAGCCUCCUGCUUCGACUUCCAGACAGGGAGAUUCCAAUCCUGUGCAAGUGCCUGCUGUAACUCGAACCAUCAAGAAUCUUCUUUUUCGGCAACAGAACACCACAUCUUUAACUUCUCAACACAACUUCCUCAUCGCCGACUUCAAUAAAUUCUGCAAUCUCACUGUAUCUUCCUCAAUAAUCAACAAUUUUGCCUUCCUCUCAGCUUCACCUAAUCAUAACAUCAACAUCAAAUUGGCAACCGCAUUACACGCUCCAUUCAAUACUUCUUCAUAUGCGUUCUUCAUCGCAAGAACGUGA